AUGCCCCCAAUAACACCCCAACCUCGAUCCCCCUCCACUACCACCUCCGACGAAAACAACACCGUCACUUGGGAACAUCUCGAACAUGCUCCGCUGGCACUUUCAACUAGAUCAGCAGAUGCUACUGCUCACAAUCAUGAUAACCGGUCUACCGCGGAUAACCGUUCUGAAGAGGACAUUGGCCAUGGGAUGCAUGCACGGUCUGAGGCGGUGCACCUUGAGGAUGUGAUGGCUAUUCCCCAAGGGACUGGAACUGGGACGGGGAUGGGGCCUGGGACUGGUAGGGCGCCGGCUAUUAGGAUUUAUCCGCCUGGGGAUGCUGGGUCUGCGUCUGUGUCUGGUGCUAGUGGUGUCGGGGGUUCUACGAAGUCUGCUUCCUUCUCUGGGAGAUGA
Messenger RNA from Aspergillus luchuensis, 393 nucleotides. RefSeq lists its product as uncharacterized. The transcript has a single exon. The coding region runs from base 1 to 393 and encodes 130 amino acids. Lineage: Eukaryota; Fungi; Ascomycota; Eurotiomycetes; Eurotiales; Aspergillaceae. The record is from RefSeq and is a predicted model, not a curated record.